ACAUUCCCGUGGAGUGACAAGCGAUGGAGCGGCGAGGCAGCCGGGCGGGAGAGCAUCCUCGGGCUCCAGGCGGAGCUACCUUCGCAGGGCAGAGUCCGAGCGCCAUGGAGGACCUGCUGGAUGUGGAGAACAAGCGGAUGGCCGACAGCCUGGCCAGCAAGGUCACCAGGCUGAAAUCGCUGGCUCUGGAUAUUGACAAGGAUGCUGAGGAACAGAACCGCUACCUGGAUGGCAUGGACUCAGAUUUCCUGAGCGUGACAGGGCUGCUGACGGGCAGCGUGAAGCGCUUCUCCGGCAUGGCGCGCUCCGGCCGGGACAACCGCCGGCUUCUCCUCGCCGUGUCCGUGGCGCUCAUCCUCAUCUUCUUCAUCCUCUACUACCUGGUGUCCCGGGCAGGGACCUGAGCCCGGGCUGGGAGGUGUCACAGGGCCCUGAGCGGGGCAGGUGUCACAGGCCAGACCCCACCAUCCGCAGACCUGCCCACCUGUUUUCCAGAGGAGCCUCCAGCCACACUUCCACCUUCCCAGUGAGUUUUCCUCCUCCCUCCUCAUCCUUGCUCCAGCUGGGGCCCAGACAGCUCAUCCAAAACAAGUUUGGCUCCAAAGGGACCUUCAUGGCUAACGUGAUUUUGGGGUCGUGGCUCAGGCCGUGACCUCCUGCCUUGUCCACAUCCUGUGAGCUGAUUCUGAGGGCCGCUUCCACGUCACCUCCCUCGCUGAAAAUCAGGAACCAGCGAAUCCGGGGACUUGUGGAUAUUCCAUAACCCAGCUGAGCUUUGUGAGCUGUAGGCUUUAGGACGCUGAUUUACAGGAUUUGGAAGUACCGAUGUGUGACUUACAUUCCAUGCAGCCGCUCUCCAUUUCCCUGCGACUCGCAGACCAUAUCCCUGGGCUGAAAGGAAACCCGUGCUGCUUUCGGGUGGAAUUAGCGAUGGAUCUGGGCCUGGACGCUCUCAGAUUGCGGCAGGGAAGAGAUGCAGCGGAGCAGGACUUUCAUUAAACCCUGGCUUGGUUGUCUUUAUCAUCCUUAUGGGCAGACUGGGCUGGACACCAUGGGAAGGGGUCCAUAACCACAUGGAUUUGCACUUGUGUGGAACCUUCCAGAACCUUAAUUUACUAAGUCAGGCUCCCCUGGUUUUAGAGCACUUUGGGGAGAUGCUGUGCCAAUAAAGCAGAGGUUGAGGUGAGCUGGAAUUCCCCCCACAGUGCUGUCGGCAGUGGAGGGGAAUUGAGGAGGGAUUUGCUGAUUUGUUUAUGGAUUUAGAAGGUACAAAAGGAGCCCCUUGCCUUGCCUUGAGGGGUGUCUUUGGUUAUUUGCUUCUCUCUUCCUGUAACAGCCAGGGCUCAGCCUUUCCUCCUCAUCUGAUUUAGACUCUCCAGCAAACCCUCUUCAUGGAUGGCUGGGUGUUCUUUUGCCUUCUCCCUGUUCCCACUGGGAAUUCCUUUGCCCUUGAGCUAACUCGGGGCCACAGCUAUGAAGGGAAUGUUGUCCCAUGUACCAAACUGCUCACAAAACACACCCUGGCUGGAUUAGGUGUGCUCUUUUCCACGUGUGGGAAAAAAAAGGUGCAGGGAAGGCAAGGAGAAAGGAGGCACCAGGAACUUCCUCUGGCUCUUCCUGCUUUCCUGGUGGCAGCUCUGGGUUUUUUUCCUUUGGGAAGAAUCAAUGGCCUGUGAUUCCUGGAGCGGGUGACUCCUGACGAGAGGCUCCUGGAGCAGCCUGGCCCUCACCCUGGCAGGGUUUAUUUUGCCUUUCCUGCUGUAAAUAAAGCUGAUUUUAGACCUUUUA
Hirundo rustica (Barn swallow) is the source of this 1788-nucleotide messenger RNA. RefSeq names its product Bet1 golgi vesicular membrane trafficking protein like (gene BET1L). The record is from RefSeq and is a predicted model, not a curated record. The coding region runs from base 24 to 404 and encodes 126 amino acids. NCBI's taxonomy places the organism in Eukaryota, Metazoa, Chordata, Aves, Passeriformes, Hirundinidae. Gene Ontology annotation, cellular component: SNARE complex; Golgi trans cisterna. Gene Ontology annotation, biological process: regulation of retrograde vesicle-mediated transport, Golgi to ER; retrograde transport, endosome to Golgi. The transcript is spliced from 4 exons. Gene Ontology annotation, molecular function: SNAP receptor activity.